Rotaria sp. Silwood1 is the source of this 291-nucleotide messenger RNA. NCBI's taxonomy places the organism in Eukaryota, Metazoa, Rotifera, Eurotatoria, Philodinida, Philodinidae. The record is from the annotation of a GenBank genome assembly.
AUGAAUACAACUAUCAUUUUGACUGGUAUUCUCACUUAUCUUUUAAUUAUGUUAACAAUGACAUAUUCAUUGACAUUAUCAAGUAAAACAACUGAUGAUGAAAAUCAUGAACUUAAUGAAGAACCAUUGGUAUUAUUACCAUAUAAAUUUAAUUCAUUGUAUGAAACUGAUGGUUCAAUGUUUGAUAAUAUUGAUGAACAUGAACUUGAAAAACGACGUUUCAAUGCAUGGGCUGGUAAACGUAAUCUCAUACCAAAACCUCGUUUUAAUGCAUGGGCUGGCCGACGCUAA